UAUUCUGCAUUCAUUCUCAUUCUGUCCUGCCAUCCUAAUCCUACACCAUGUGUGGAAUUCUAGCUCUCUUUGGCGCUUCCGACGCCUCCCAUGCCAAGCGUGUUCGAGUCUUGGAACUCUCCCGCAGGCUGAGGCAUAGAGGCCCAGAUUGGAGUGGACUCUAUCAGAGUGGAAAUGCCUUUGUUGCUCACCAGAGAUUGGCCAUUAUAGACCCUGCAUCUGGUGAUCAACCUCUCUUCAAUGAAGAUAAAAAUAUAGUGGUGACUGUUAAUGGAGAGAUCUAUAAUCACGAAGAACUGAGGCGUGGGCUGAAAUCUCACAAGUUUCGAACUGGUAGUGACUGUGAGGUGAUUGCACAUCUAUAUGAGGAGCAUGGCGAGGAGUUCAUCAACAUGUUGGAUGGAAUGUUCUCCAUCGUUCUGCUCGACACCCGUGAUGGCAGCUUCCUUGCUGCUCGAGAUGCGAUCGGAAUUACUUCUCUGUAUAUCGGAUGGGGUCUUGAUGGAUCUGUCUGGUUUGCAUCAGAAAUGAAAGCUUUGAACGAUGACUGUGAACGUUUUGAGGCGUUUCCUCCCGGACAUAUAUACUCCAGCAAGCAAGGAGGUUUACGCAGAUGGUACAACCCACUAUGGUUCUCAGAAAAGAUACCAUCCACUCCAUAUGAUCCUUUGGUUCUAAGGCGAGCAUUUGAGAAUGCAGUCAUAAAAAGAUUGAUGACAGACGUUCCUUUCGGAGUACUUCUCUCGGGAGGGUUGGACUCCUCAUUAGUCGCUGCAGUUGCUGCUCGCCAUUUGGCGGGUACUAAUGCUGCCAAACUUUGGGGAGCACAAUUGCACUCUUUCUGUGUUGGAUUAGAGGGGUCGCCAGAUUUGGAGGCUGCAAGAGAGGUUGCAAAUUAUCUUGGUACCCUUCAUCAUGAAUUUCACUUUACAGUGCAGGAUGGCAUAGAUGCACUUGAAGAUGUUAUCUAUCAUGUAGAAACAUAUGAUGUGACAACUAUAAGAGCAAGCACACCCAUGUUCUUAAUGUCACGAAAGAUCAAGUCUGUGGGAGUGAAGAUGGUUCUUUCUGGCGAAGGUUCAGAUGAAAUAUUUGGAGGUUAUUUGUAUUUCCACAAGGCUCCCAACAAGCAGGAAUUCCACGAGGAAACCUGUCGCAAGAUAAAAGCUCUGCACAUGUAUGACUGCUUGAGGGCUAACAAAUCCACAUCUGCAUGGGGUUUGGAGGCUCGUGUACCAUUUCUAGAUAAGGAAUUUAUCAAUGUUGCAAUGGACAUUGCUCCCGACUGGAAAAUGGUGCACCCUGACGAAGGGAGGAUUGAAAAGUGGAUUUUGCGAAAGGCAUUUGAUGAUAAGGAAAAUCCAUAUCUCCCACAGCAUAUCCUCUACAGACAAAAGGAGCAAUUCAGUGAUGGGGUUGGUUACGGUUGGAUUGAUGGUCUGAAAGCACACGCGGCAGAGCAUGUUUCAGAUAUGAUGCUGGUGAACGCCAAGUAUGUGUUUCCCCAUAACACACCCUCCACCAAGGAAGCUUUCUACUACAGGAUGAUAUUUGAAAGAUUUUUCCCUCAGAAUGCGGCGAGGUUGACAGUGCCAGGGGGGCCAAGCGUGGCGUGUAGCACAGCGAAAGCGGUGGAGUGGGACGCGGCAUGGUCGAAUCAUGUUGACCCAUCAGGCAGAGCUGCUUUAGGAGUUCACGCCUCUGCCUACGCAGACACAGACAAAGAGAAAGUGCCCCGCACACAAUCGCAUUCAAACCUACCUGCUCGAACUGUGACGGCUGGUCUGGGGACUUCUUUGGAUAAAGCCCAGGGCCCUCUCAUUGGAGAUCCACUGCCUGCCAGGGGAGUUGCCAUUCAGGGCUAAAUCUUGUAAUUAUUAAACUAAUGUCUAUAAAGCUCUCUCUGCACAGCCCACAUCAUGGGAGUCAAGUGUAACAAGUGUAAAAGGAGCAGAUGGUUUCCUUUAGUAUAAAUGUUUGAAAACAAGUUCAGUCAUAUAUGUAUGUCAGUAAUGUAAUUAAGUUAUUUGAAUAUUAAAUGUUAAUUAUGUAUUUAUAGGUUUA
Molecule: messenger RNA, 2064 nt
Organism: Cryptomeria japonica (Japanese cedar)
Lineage: Eukaryota; Viridiplantae; Streptophyta; Pinopsida; Cupressales; Cupressaceae
Product: asparagine synthetase [glutamine-hydrolyzing] 1
Exons: 13
Coding region: 48-1865 (605 amino acids)
Cellular component (GO): cytosol
Molecular function (GO): asparagine synthase (glutamine-hydrolyzing) activity
Source: RefSeq, a predicted model, not a curated record